CUCACUCGAGCUCUAGCCUUUUCUCUCUGUACCUCCCUCUUCCUCCCUCAUGAUGCAGAAAACUGCGAGGUGAGAGCUCAGAGCUCAGAGCUCAGCACAGGUCACGGAGCGACGGCAGAAUCGGACUUGAAUGACUCGUUGACAGCGUUGCCUGAGUCACUGGGAUUUGGGGGGAGAGAUGUGCUACUGGCCGUGGGCUCUUCUCCUCCCACUAGUGGCACAAGCCCAGAGUGGAAGAGAUGGGGACGCAGCAUUAAUUGUCAGCAGCAAACCCUGGGAACAAGAUCCCGGUGUGGACUGUUCCUCCAACAUCAAUGUGAGACAGCCCAGCACCUUAACCUGUCAGCUUGAUAUUGAUGAUCCUGAAGAGGUGGCAGAAAUAUCUCUGUGUAAGUCCAGCCCCAAGACAAAUGAAACAUGCGAGAGAAAGGAACUGAAGAAAAACACAGUCACAUUUCACGACUUGGAUAUUAUGACAAAUUAUGAGCUCCGUAUCCAAUUUGAAACGGGGGAAUCCUUUCGUAACGAAUAUGACCUCAAGUCAAUAAUAAAACCCUCCUCACCAUGGAUAAUAAAUGCCACAUAUUUACAAAAAUCAGGAAUGGUACCUGUACACAUAGGAACACAGUACCAACAUACCAACUACCUAACGGGAAAACUCAUCUUUGAGCUGGAGAUUACUAGUGCCCAAAACACCAUGCAAAGUAAACCGGUUCCCUAUACCCCUGUGAUCAUUGAGAGGUCGCAUCUGAGACAUAACACAAAGUACAGCGUUCGGGUCAGGGCAAGGCCCGAUGGCGAUUUCUUCAAAGGCACCUGGAGCGAAUGGAGCCCAUCCGUCAGUUUCCAAACACCCACUCUGCAGGACCCUGACGCCUCAUUGCUGGUUUACGGGCUCAUCGCUGCUUUAGUCAUUCUGCUGCUCAUUUUCGCCAUAGCCAUUCUCCGGUGGCAUAAAAUUAUCAGAUCCUACAUCUGGCCAAGGAUUCCAAACCCCAAAAACACACUUCUCCAAAUGUACAAGCCAAACAAGACUCUGCCCAAAAGCUUCAACCCUGAAGCUUUCUGCGACCAAAUCAUCCACCGGGUGGUCCACAUUGAAGCCCAGGGAGUGGAGCUGGAGGCUCCCAGAGAGGUCAGGGGCUGGAAAAGAGAGGGCCUGACCGUGUGGAAUACCGGCAACCUCGAAGGGCUCCACCUGCUGCCUAAGCCGGGGGCCGAGGAGACGGAUGGAGGGGGGGCCCAAACAGCAGGCCUGCUGGACGGGUCGGGGGACGUCCGCGGGGGCAGCUGGCCUCAAACCCCAGCACUCCCCGCGACGGGACGGAGGGACGGAGCCUACAUCACCAUGUCCAGCAUUUUCAACACACAGUGAGCGGGGAGGGAAACAGGGCGGCCAUACUCCAUGUUUUUCCUGUUGCCGUUCAGGGAUGGGUGAUCUUUCAGAUACGCACAUUUCAAAUGUGUAUUUGCAUUUGCAUGUAUGUAUUUCAGAAGUAACACGCAUUGCUCACCUCUAUUUUUUGUAUGGUUUGUACAUUUAUACCUCUGGCACCUGCACAGUGACCAAAGCAACAGCUCCACCAUUUUGAUUGUAGUUUAUACAUUUAUACGUUUAUACAUUGUUUGAGAUACAUAUCUUUUUCCCUAUUUGCCUGUGUGUGGUGCCUCCAUUUCACACCUGUUUCAAAGACACAAUGUGUGCGCUGCUACAAUAGGCCAAUUAAUUCUGGGCAAGAACCAAUCACGGUCCCACACCUCCUCUGCUGCGGGACUCAGGCUAUUCCUUGAACAAACCGACCCUGCAACAGGACACUAGCAGAAACACUGCUUUCUGAUCUCCGGGGCUUUGCAAGAGGAGGCAGUUUGGUCAUAGGGAAUCUGAGAAGCCUGGAGGCAGGACUGAGCGAAGGAAAGGGAGGAGAGAAUAGAGGUCCCAGAAUGCCUGCCACUCAUUUGCACUUUCCACACUGGACGAUGAAGCACCCAACAUAAAUGCUGCUGGAUCACAAGGACUGACAAUACUCUUACAAUACUCAAUACUGGGACCGGGAAUAACUUUAUGUUCACUUGUAUUUCUAACCCUUUUUAGAUUUGGGGGUUUACAGCUCCCAUCCUGGAGGGCCACGCAUUUUUAUAUCAAUUCUGACUUAAGAUAAGAUAUACUUUAUUCAAUCCUGUGGGGCAAUUUGUCCUCUGCAACAAACCCACCCUUCCAAGUCACUAAGCAGUGGACAGGCACAGUGUAUCACCUGGAGACAGUUCAGAGGCGAUUGCCUUGAAAGGAUCUCAAAUUCUUGUCUUUGGUGUGUUAAUGCAUUUAAGCAUUUAUAUAAGUCAUUGAUUGGCUGUAGAUUCACCACACAGGGCCUAAAUUGGCUUCUGACUGAACGGAAACCAGAAAAACCUGCAGACACUGUGAGACUGGAAUUUGAGACCCUACAGGUUACCUCUGGUAGUAGACUGUAUCUACCAGAAGACAACUUGCUGGAGUCGACUCUGUACUACACCAAUAUGCUUGUAGUAAAACCUGCAGUGGAACACACUGUUGCAUAUUGGGAAGGCUGUUCACAUCUCAUCAUUUAAACUCCUACCAUUAAACCUUUACUGGUUACAGAGCAAGGUGUAGGCUAGCAUGUCAAGGACAGAUGUCAAAGUAUUUAGACUUUCUAUAACUGAUAGCAAUGGAUUAUCUUAAUUUGAAGUCAUUUUAAAUAUUUAUGUGGGUAGUUUGUUGUUUUUGCUCUUUCAGUUUGUUGUCUUCUUUCUGUAUAUGCAUUUUGGAUGUACCUUAGAUUUCAAUGCAACGCAAUUAUGUAUUCAGUUGAAAACCCCUUUAUUCAGCAUUAAAAUGACUGACGAUAACUUGAUCCACUCCACCGCACAAUGCUUCUGUUAUUCUGCUUUUGUUAUCAGAAGUGGAAUUAAACUAAUAAUUGGUAUGAUCAUGCCAAAAAGGACAAAACACAGUCUAUGCAUAAAAUGGUAUUCAUGAAUAAUUAAAUGAAAAUGAACUCAGCUAAAGUAAAUUCUGUUCUUUUCACACGUAGCGUCAUGUAAAAUGCCUCAUCACAAAUUCAAAAGAGAUGCAGAAAAUACUGAAUGUUAGCUUUUGUGAGUUCAAUGCCAAUGUAUUUUCAGAUUUAAUAAACAUUUACACUGCUUUA
Molecule: messenger RNA, 3167 nt
Organism: Conger conger (European conger)
Lineage: Eukaryota; Metazoa; Chordata; Actinopteri; Anguilliformes; Congridae
Gene: il7r
Product: interleukin 7 receptor
Exons: 10
Coding region: 179-1375 (398 amino acids)
Biological process (GO): positive regulation of receptor signaling pathway via JAK-STAT; cytokine-mediated signaling pathway; hemopoiesis
Cellular component (GO): external side of plasma membrane; membrane
Molecular function (GO): cytokine receptor activity; protein binding
Source: RefSeq, a predicted model, not a curated record